UCAGAUAAAAAUAUUUUCGUACAAUUAUAAAUUUUGAAAAUCCGCAAGUAAAAGUGAAAAAAAACGGUUUAAGAAUGAGUCGGGUUAGUGCUUGGAAGGAAAUAGUUUCAACCAGUUUUCGUAAAGAAUACAUCUUUCCUGUAAAUUCAUCGAAAAACUGGUUUCCUGGACAUAUGCACAAAGGGUUAAAAGAUAUGCAACGGAGGAUUUUAGAUAUGGAUUGUGUCAUAGAAGUUCAUGAUGCCAGAAUCCCUUUUAGUGGAAGAAAUACUACAUUUAAGGAAACUAUCAGCGGUGCUCGGCCCCACAUCCUAGUUCUAAAUAAAGAGGAUUUGAUUCCGGCAAAGAAUCGUGCAGAAAUAAUUGACAAAAUUAAGGCGGUGGACCCUGUAAUAUCUGAAGUAGUGUUUACCCAAGCCAGGAACUCGCUCUGUAAAGGAAUGAAGUCAAUCUUGCCUAAAGCUAUCAAAUUGAUAGAGAAUUCUCCCCGAUAUCAUCGAGCUAGUGCACCGGACAAAACUAUCAUUGUGAUUGGUAUUCCUAACGUCGGGAAAUCAACUGUUAUUAAUCAACUCAGGAAAUUAGAUAUAUACUUUGAUCCUGAGCUAGGACUUAAAUCUCUGGUUGAUCCUGAGCUAGGACUUAAAUCUCUGGUUGAUCCUGAGCUAGGACUUAAAUCUCUGGUUGAUCCUGAGCUAGGAUAUAAAUCUUUGUUUAGAUCGGUUCAGGAGCGUAUACGGGUAUCAGACCGUCCGCUUGUUUAUCUUCUAGAUACUCCUGGUAUAUCUAAACCUAAUGUAAAGAAUAUGCAUGAUGGUUUGAAGCUUGCUGUCUGCAACACCUUAAACGAUAGAGUGGUGGGGGAGGAGUAUAUUUGUGAUUAUUUACUGUGGUUCUUAAACUCUCAUCAUUACUUUGAUUAUGUUGAUUAUAUGGGACUAAAACAACCAGAGGAUGACAAUAUUAUGAUGCUUGCCAAGAGUGCAUUGGCAGCUGGAAAAACAAGAAAGCAAACAACCCUGGGAACAUCUUCCAUAAUGCCAGAUUUUAAAUAUUCAUCCCAGUUGUUUCUGAAAGGAUUCAGAGAAGGAAAAUUUGGAAGAAUUAACUUGGAUGAGGAUCAGCUGAAUUUAGAAACUUUAACGCGAGGCAGCGAAUAAAGAGUGUUUACAAAAAGUGAACGAGAUGAAUAUGAAGAAUCAAGAAUUAACAUUUUCUGACGAGUUACAUAAAUAAAUUUUAACGUAAUUAUUCUUUUUUUAAUCAUUUGUUUGAAAAGUGCAUAGGUUUCCAAUACUAAAUUAA
Molecule: messenger RNA, 1305 nt
Organism: Eurytemora carolleeae
Lineage: Eukaryota; Metazoa; Arthropoda; Copepoda; Calanoida; Temoridae
Product: mitochondrial GTPase 1
Exons: 12
Coding region: 75-1160 (361 amino acids)
Cellular component (GO): mitochondrion
Molecular function (GO): GTPase activity
Source: RefSeq, a predicted model, not a curated record